Messenger RNA from Phytophthora megakarya, 1473 nucleotides. The record is from the annotation of a GenBank genome assembly. Lineage: Eukaryota; Oomycota; Peronosporomycetes; Peronosporales; Peronosporaceae.
AUGCCUUUUGGAUUGAAGAAUGCGCCGUUAAUUUAUCUGAGCAUCAUCAGCAACUGUCUGUGGGAAUUUGUCCGUCUACCACCUGAAGAGGAAGCGAUGGUUGACUCAGAAGUUCUGGAAUUCCUGAAUCUCGAGCCUCAAGAAGCUCUGGAACCUGAAGUAGAUAUGCGGGACUCAGAGAUUCCUUCAUUGGACGUGACUUUAUUCCGACGCAAUAUCCCGACUCCAUCACAAAUGGGCCCGGUCUUAGGAAGAAGCUUGUAUAUUGACGAUAUCGCUCAUGGGGCGUCGACCUGGGACCAACUAUGUGAGGACCUGGACGCGCUGUUGUACAGACUACGAUACUGGAAUAUCUCUGUGAGCUUACCGAAAAGCGAAUUCGAAAAGUUGACUAUCCCAUUCCUUUCUCAUGAAGUGAGUGUGGACGGAAUCAGAGCCUUGCCGAAGAUUGUCAAAGGCAUAGAGGACUUACCUUUCCCGUCGACGUACAAGGGAGUGCAGUCCUUCUUAGGAAGUCUGAAUUAUUACAACAAGUUUAUUGAAGCCUUACCAGUAGUUGCCGCUGUGCUCUACGAAGAACGUGUACGCGCUGGACGGAACCUGGAAGCCGCAAAGGAAUCUUUCGAGAUACUGAAACGUAAGAUCGUGUCGACCCCGUUGCUGCGACAUCCAGAUACAACCAAGCCUUUCGUGAUUAUCCCGCAUGCUAAUCCGUGGUCGGCGUGUGCAGUUCUGGGUCAGGAGCAUGAAGGACUCAUACAUACAGAAUCAGAGUUACGUUACCACAUAGCUGAGAAGGAGGUGCUCGCAAUCUUGCGGACUCUGGAGGUUUUCAGACCUCUGAUCCAUGGAUCAGAAUUCCCAGUUGUGGUGUAUACGCGCUACUCUGUUGUGAAAGCUGAAGGACACAUCCUUGAAGGUGUGACGGUCAACGAUGCUGAAUACCAUGGUUUGAUUCUGGGAUUAAUGCUCGCUAUGAAGUAUGAUCUCAAGGAUCUUGUGGGGGUCGGUGAUUCCCGAAUCGUCGUCCAACAGGCUCAUGGACUGAUUAAUUGCUACCAGCCCAACCUGCAACGACGCUUAGCUGAGUAUGAGGAUCUCAGGAAGAAUUUUGUGUCGGUUAAAUUAAUUCAUGUUAAACGUGAAUUUAACCAAGCGGCCGACUACUUGACCUCUAAGACUCUCGUUCACCAAGACGAAGACUUGUGGAUCCAGCAAAUGAAGAAGGUCCUAAGAGGAGACGUGUCAGACCUUCCCCGGAAUCAGGUAAAGAAGAUUGCAAAGAUCUCUGAUCAGUUUGUGUUGGAUUCGCGAGAAGUCCUCUGCAGGCUGAGCACACCCACUGCUGAGAGACCUCGCAACAAACAGUCGGAACUCAGGUUGGUAGUCCCAGAGACUUUGCGUGCCGACAUGUUACACUACUCGCAAGAAGACUUUCAAGGCGGCCACCAAGGAAUCAAACAGGGCGUUUGA